Phyllopteryx taeniolatus (common seadragon) is the source of this 2536-nucleotide messenger RNA. RefSeq names its product iduronate 2-sulfatase (gene ids). The coding region runs from base 114 to 1811 and encodes 565 amino acids. The transcript has 13 exons. Lineage: Eukaryota; Metazoa; Chordata; Actinopteri; Syngnathiformes; Syngnathidae. Gene Ontology annotation, molecular function: iduronate-2-sulfatase activity. The record is from RefSeq and is a predicted model, not a curated record.
GAAGAGCCCGGAUGUGUGAGAAAGUUUGGUGACAGGAGAUUCAAAAAGUGCGGAGGCGAGAUGUCAAAACUGAUUAUCGUUCGUUAAAAGGGCCAUUUAGACGUCAUAGCAACAUGUGCGUUACUGUCCAUAAAUGUCUUAUCGUCGUCCUGCACGCGCUUGUUGCUGUUGCGAUAAAAGAGAGACGAAAUGUCCUGUUCAUCGUCGCUGACGAUCUGAGGACGUCUUUGGGUUGCUAUGGAGACGUCACCGUAAAAUCACCAAAUAUUGACCAACUGGCAUCCAAAAGUCACGUUUUUCUCAAUGCAUUUGCACAGCAAGCUGUGUGCGCUCCUAGUCGGAUUUCCAUGUUAACAAGUCGCAGACCAGAUACAACCAGGCUGUAUGAUUUUAAAUCCUACUGGAGGGUGCACUCUGGAAACUACACAACUCUUCCACAGUACUUUAAAUCACAAGGUUAUGCUACGAUGUCUGUGGGCAAGGUUUUUCACCCGGGCAUCGCCUCGAACCACACCGAUGACUAUCCUUACAGCUGGUCCAUCCCUGCGUACCACCCUGCUUCAUUCAGCUUUGAGAAAAAAAAGAUAUGCAAAGGAGAGGAUGGUCACCUCCAUGCCAACCUGCUGUGUGCGGUGAAUGUAGCUGAGCAGCCUGGAGGAACGCUGCCAGACAUGGAGAGCGUAGAUGAGGCGGUGAGACUACUGAAAACUCGGGCCACUGACGGCAGUCCUUUCUUCCUGGCUGUGGGCUUUCACAAACCCCACAUUCCCUUCCGGAUACCGCAGGAGUAUCUGCGCCUCUAUCCCAUAGAACAAAUGACUCUGGCCCCUGACCCAGAUGUUCCCAGGCGCCUUCCCCCUGUGGCCUACAACCCUUGGACAGACAUUAGGAAGAGAGACGAUGUCCAAAAGCUCAACAUUAGCUUCCCCUAUGGACCAAUUCCUAAGGACUUUCAACUACGUAUCCGCCAGCACUACUAUGCUGCCGUGUCCUACAUGGAUGCCCAGGUUGGUCGGCUGCUCAGUGCCCUCGAUGCCCUGGGGCUGGCUCAGAACACAAUAGUGGUUUUCACCUCCGAUCACGGUUGGUCACUUGGUGAGCAUGGUGAAUGGGCGAAAUACUCCAACUUUGACGUGGCAACGCAUGUCCCUCUUAUCUUCUACGUCCCUGAGGCUCCUGCACCUUACGGUGGCCUGAGAGCAUCUACCUUUCCCUUUCUGGAUGUCUUUAGCCAAUCAGAGUUCAUCUUCGAGAUUGAGGAAGUUGUAGAAAAAGUGGUGGAGCUUGUGGCUGUUUUUCCAACCGUCUCCCACUUGGCUGGCCUGAAAACACCUGCACCCUGUCCUGAUGUUUCUUUGCAGGAGGAGCUGUGUACAGAUGGAAUGAACUUGGCGCAUGAAUUCAAACCUAAAAAGAAAAAAAUCAAUGGGGAGGCAGUGUCUUUCAGCCAGUACCCGCGGCCUGCUGAUACGCCACAGGAGGACUCGGACCUCCCUGACCUUAAAGACAUAAAGGUGAUGGGCUACUCUCUGCGUUCUUAUGACUACAGAUUCACUCUGUGGCUAGGCUUUGACCCCAACACAUAUCAGGUCAACGUGUCUGACGUCCAUGCCGGAGAGCUGUACAUGCUAGCAGACGACCCCGGUGAGGACAACAACGUGUACGAUGACUUUGAGCAACACGGCGUGAUGAUGAUGAUGUGGAGGAAGAUGAAGAACGUGCCUCCUACUGUUAGUGUACAGAUGAGGAUGAAACUGCAACUUCUCAACCUUACAGCAGGACUGAAGAUGAGUGGAAGCAAAGCACGAUGACAGAUGGUUGGAGAGUGCACACAAGCAAGAAAGAGAACCCAAAAACAGGGAAAAUAUUGGCUUUUUUUUUUUUUUUUUUUUUUUUUUACAAAAUAAAUGUAAUCCGUGAUUAAAAAUCGUAACAUCCCAUCUGUGUUAAUGUUUGAGCUUCAAAGAUCAAACAUUGUCUUUUAAUCAGCACUUUUUUUUGCGAGGCAGACACUGGAGGACACAAGGUCAGAUUUCAACAGCAUGCACUCUUGAUAGCCUGCUUUAAUUAGUUGGAAAUUAUUCUGUGAAUUUUACAUGCUGCUGGCUGCGUUGAUAAUGAGAGUGUUGAACACGUUUGAGUUUUUCUGUGUGUCGUCUUCCACAGGUGUUGUUUAACGGUUACAUUUCUAAUGCACUUUGUCACCUUGUAAACAAGUCAGCUCAAUUUGUGUGCACAUGCCAUCUGUAAUAAUUCAGUACAAAUGAAGUGUUUCCAUUCUACUUGCUUUUUCCCAGAACACUCGUGUGUGUGUGUGUGUGUGUGUGUGUGUGUGUGUGGGGAGAAAACUGAUAUGUUGAUUGGCCCCACAGCUGCUUCAAGCUAAAGGUACGAUGCAAUGUGUUGUACUAUGGCGGUACAAUAGACAAAAAUGUUGCACUGAUAUUUUAAAUGUCCUGCAUGCUAUAGUUUGUCUCUUGACUUCUUUGUAAAAAAAUAAAAUACACUGUACAUCUGUACAGUUCAAAACAGUUAA